This is a messenger RNA of Paramecium tetraurelia, 1284 nucleotides long. RefSeq lists its product as uncharacterized. Gene Ontology annotation, molecular function: protein serine/threonine kinase activity; ATP binding. The record is from RefSeq and is a predicted model, not a curated record. Gene Ontology annotation, biological process: protein phosphorylation. Lineage: Eukaryota; Ciliophora; Oligohymenophorea; Peniculida; Parameciidae. The transcript is spliced from 7 exons.
AUGGGGAAUAUGUGUUAUCGCGAUUACGACGAGGAGAAAUUAUUGGGAGGAUAGGAAGUCAAGAAACCAGAAUCAGUCUAAGGAUCAAUAAUGAAACCUAAACCUAGUGGAGAUGGUUAGACAAACGAAAUUACAAAUUAGAAUUAAACAGAGAUGACCGAUGACCCAGAAUUGUAAGUGGAGAAAGAUGAAUUCAUCAAAUUGUCCAACGAAAAUACAAAAUAAUUGGACAUAGCAUCAAAAACAUAAGAACCUGAGGGACAGGGUUUGCAAACUCAGAAAGUCAAUAUCGACAGUUUCAGAUUGUUGAAGGUGUUGGGAAAGGGAUCCUUCGGGAAGGUUAUGUUGGUUCAAUAUAAAUCGAAUUAGAUAGCAAAAUAUUACGCAAUGAAGGUGUUGCAGAAGAAGAAUAUCAAGAAUGAGAGAUAAAAACGUCAUACGGAGACUGAGAGAAUUAUUUUGGCAACAUGUUCUAGUAUCUUUUUAGUAAGAUUGAGAUAUGCAUUUUAAUCAUAAUAUAAAUUGUAUCUUGUUGUAGACUAUAUGCCAGGCGGAGAACUAUUUUAUCAUUUAAGAAAAGUGGGAAGAUUCAAGGAAGAUGUAGCUAAGUUUUAUGCAGCAGAAAUCCUAUUGGGAUUACAAUAUUUACAUGAAAACCAUAUCAUCUACAGAGAUCUUAAACCAGAGAACAUUUUGCUUGAUGAAACUGGUCACAUCAAAUUGACUGAUUUCGGUCUCUCCAAAAUUAUGAUGGAAGAAGACGAAACUGCAUUCAGCUUAUGUGGAACUCCCGAAUAUUUGGCUCCUGAAAUACUCACCACAAAAACUGGCUAUGAUAAGACCUGUGAUUGGUGGAGUUUUGGAGCUUUGCUGUAUGAAAUGCUAGUUGGAGCCCCUCCUCAUUACAAAGAAAACAAAAAGGAAAUGAUUCGCAGGAUAUUAACUUAACCGAUACCAUAUCCUUCAUAUUUAUCUGAAAAUGCUCGAUCUAUAUUGGAGUAACUAUUGGUUGUAGAUCCAAAAAAACGUUUAGGAUAUGAAAAUGAUGGAUAUGAUAUCAUGAAGCAUGAUUUCUUUAUUGGCAUCGAUAUGGCAGAAAUCAUUUAGCAUAGAAUCCAACCGCCUUAUAAAUUCGACAAAAAGGAGUUGAAGUACUUUGAUGAAGGAAUGACCAAGUAAAUUGCUAAAGACACACCUGUCAAUGGUACCUUAUUACCGAAUUAAAAUUUUUCAAAUUUCACCUAUCAACCCAGCAUGCAAUAAGGUGCUACCAUUAAAAAAUGA